Messenger RNA from Humulus lupulus (European hop), 829 nucleotides. RefSeq lists its product as uncharacterized. Gene Ontology annotation, cellular component: cytoplasm. Gene Ontology annotation, molecular function: mRNA binding. The record is from RefSeq and is a predicted model, not a curated record. Bases 156 to 572 code for a protein of 138 amino acids. Lineage: Eukaryota; Viridiplantae; Streptophyta; Magnoliopsida; Rosales; Cannabaceae. The transcript is spliced from 4 exons.
ACAAGAUAACCAACUCAUUCACUAAGUCCUCUAGCAAAAGGAAAGCACUAAUUAUCAAGAGAGAUAUACUACUGUAUACUUACUACAAAGCUAGAGUUUUUCUUUCAAGCUUGAUCGAUCUUGAUCAGUAGUACUUUUCCACACGACAAGAGAGAAUGAGCUGGACCGGAUCAGGAGACUGGAUGUGUGGUGCAUGCCAACAUGUGAAUUUUAAGAAGAGGGACCAAUGCCAACGCUGCCAGUACCCCAAGUAUGGUGGCCCUGACCCCUCUACCUAUGGAUACAAUAGAACAGAGGUCUUGGCAGGUGACUGGUUUUGCAGCUGUGGAAGUCACAACUACGCUAGCCGAUCGCAAUGUUUCAGGUGUGGCACCAUGAAAAAUGACUAUGGCGGCGGCUAUGGUGGCCACAUGAUGGUUUCAGGUUAUGGCUCUGAUAAUAGCAGUGCUCCUCCUGGCUGGAAAACUGGUGACUGGUUUUGCUCUAGAGUUGGAUGUGGAGAACACAAUUAUGCUAGCAGGACGAUUUGCCAUAAAUGCAAAACGGCAAGGGAUUAUGGUAGUGAGGUAUAAGAGAAAGGACUACUUCGAAGGACAUCAUCUCCCAAGCUUCACUUCUCUCACAGCCAAAUGCUGCUUUUUCUUUUUUCUUUUAGAGCUUAAUAAGCUUAUUAGAUCAAUCGUUGUUGAAGGCCCUUUUUCUCUUAAAGAUGGCCAUGUUUUAAUUUAGAAAGGGUUUCUAGUUUUAUGUUGCAAUUUUUACAUAAAACAAAUGAAAUUCCUUGUUUUCAUUUUAACUUAAAUAUAAGAUACUAUAUAUUAGGUGUCUA